This is a messenger RNA of Gongylonema pulchrum, 723 nucleotides long. The record is from the annotation of a GenBank genome assembly. NCBI's taxonomy places the organism in Eukaryota, Metazoa, Nematoda, Chromadorea, Rhabditida, Gongylonematidae.
AUGUUGGGAGAGGAGGAGGGUGGUCGUUCGCUGCAAAAUGCAUUCCCUCAUGAGCUUGCGAGUGCCACAAGCAACGCACUCAGCAACCCGAAACCACCAUAUGCAUCGCACAGUCAGUGGAGUGUGUCGGAUAGCCACCAUGUUCAAUCGGAAAAUCCUAUCGGCUAUGCGCAUCCCGACAAUCCAUCACAAGCAAGCUUUUCGAGACAAAUUGAUUCUGUUCUUCAGAAUCUUGAAAAAUAUCAAACUCAGUUACAGGAAUACGCGGCCAAACGUCUCCCAGGAUCCAGUGAUUUGCGCGCAACUCAGGGUUAUUUGGAAAGUGAAAAGAGAGAAGACGAUGGUUAUCCAGACAAUCCUACUGCACAGCAGCUUCCCGAACAAUCCCUGCGAAUUCAUAACUCGGAUCCUGAGCAUCCUGCUCCAUUGGAAAGUUUAAUCAGGGGAAUGCUGCAAUGGCCACUUAUAGCUCAGGCGGUGUUAUCACAGAUGCCGAGACGACUGGCUGAUUCAGGACCCGUGCUUGUUGAUUUAACAAACGAAGAAACUUCUGAUAGUGAUGAUAAUCAACAAGACAACUUGGAACAUCGGCCGGGGAACUUCAAUGUUGUACAGGUGCAACGUUAUGCAGGUCACAGCCUUACAGAGGUUUCUUUCCCUGAUUUCAUGCUGGUUAUGGUGUUUGCGGUGAUAGCAGAAAAUCUGGUGAUACCAGGGAAAUAA